This is a messenger RNA of Suncus etruscus (white-toothed pygmy shrew), 2573 nucleotides long. RefSeq names its product SCY1 like pseudokinase 1 (gene SCYL1). Gene Ontology annotation, molecular function: ATP binding; protein kinase activity. Gene Ontology annotation, biological process: protein phosphorylation. Bases 69 to 2492 code for a protein of 807 amino acids. The transcript has 18 exons. The record is from RefSeq and is a predicted model, not a curated record. NCBI's taxonomy places the organism in Eukaryota, Metazoa, Chordata, Mammalia, Eulipotyphla, Soricidae.
GCGGAGGAGGCGCCGGAGCCCGAGCCCGAGCCCGCGGCGGCGGCGGCGGCGGCGGCGGCGGCGGGAGGAUGUGGUUCUUCGCCCGGGACCCGGUGCGGGACUUCCCGUUCGAGCUCAGCCCGGAGCCCCCCGAGGCCGGCCCGCCGGGGCCCUGGGUGCUGCACCGCGGCCGCAAGAAGGCCACCGGCAGCCCCGUGUCCGUCUUCGUGUACGACGUGAAGCCGGGCGCCGACGAGCAGACCCAGGUGGCCAAAGCCGCCUUCAAGCGCCUCAAGACCCUGCGGCACCCCAACAUCCUGGCCUACAUCGACGGGCUGGAGACAGACAAAUGCCUCCAAGUGGUGACCGAGGCCGUGACCCCGCUGGGAACGUACCUCAAAACCCGGGCCGAAGCGGGGGGCCUGAAGGAGCCGGAGCUCUCCUGGGGGCUGCACCAGAUCGUGAAAGCGCUCAGCUUCCUCGUCAACGACUGCAACCUCAUCCAUAACAACGUCUGCAUGGCCGCCGUGUUCGUGGACCGGGCUGGCGAGUGGAAACUCGGGGGGCUGGACUACAUGUACUCGGCCCAGGGCAGUGACGGAGGACCCCCCCGCAAGGGCAUAGCUGAGCUGGAGCAGUAUGAUCCCCCUGAACUGGCAGAUGGUGGAGGCCGAGCUGUCCAAGAGAAGUGGUCGGCCGACAUGUGGCGCUUGGGCUGCCUCAUCUGGGAGGUCUUCAAUGGGCCCCUGCCCCGGCCCGCUGCCCUGCGCAACCCCGGGAAGAUCCCCAAGUCGCUGGUGCCCCAUUACUGUGAGCUGGUCGGAGCCAACCCCAAGGUGCGCCCCAACCCGGCCCGCUUUCUGCAGGACUGCCGGGCCCCUGGCGGCUUCAUGAGCAACCGCUUCGUGGAGACCAACCUCUUCCUGGAAGAGAUUCAGAUCAAAGAGCAGGCCGAGAAGCAGAAGUUCUUCCAGGAGCUGAGCAAGAGUCUGGACUCAUUCCCCGAGGAUUUCUGCCGCCACAAAGUGCUACCCCAGCUGCUCACCGCCUUUGAGUUCGGCAACUCGGGGGCCGUGGUGCUUACACCCCUCUUCAAGGUUGGCAAGUUCCUGAGCCCCGAGGAGUACCAGCAGAAGAUGCUCCCGGUGGUGGUGAAGAUGUUCUCAUCCACCGACCGUGCCAUGCGCAUUCGCCUCCUGCAGCAGAUGGAGCAGUUCAUCCAGUACCUGGACGAGCCCACGGUCAACUCCCAGAUCUUCCCGCAUGUUGUGCAUGGCUUCCUGGACACCAACCCUGCUAUCCGAGAGCAGACAGUCAAGUCCAUGCUGCUGCUGGCCCCCAAGCUGAACGAGACCAACCUCAAUGUGGAGCUGAUGAAGCACUUCGCGCGGCUGCAGGCCAAGGACGAGCAGGGCCCCAUCCGCUGCAACACCACCGUGUGCCUGGGCAAGAUCGGCGCCUGCCUCAGCACCAGCACCAGACACAGGGUCCUCACCUCCGCCUUCAGCCGGGCCACCAAGGACCCGUUUGCGCCCUCCCGGGUGGCAGGUGUCCUGGGCUUUGCUGCCACCCACAACCUCUACUCCAUGAGUGACUGUGCCCACAAGAUCCUGCCUGUGCUCUGCGGCCUCACCGUGGACCCUGAGAAGUCUGUGCGGGACCAGGCCUUCAAGGCGAUUCGAAGCUUCCUGUCCAAACUGGAGUCCGUGUCUGAGGACCCCUCCCAGCUGGCUGAAGCGGAGAAGGACGUGCAUGCGGCCUCCAGCCCUGGGGCCGGGGCCGCCGCCGCCAGCUGGGCUGGCUGGGCCGUGACGGGGAUGUCCUCACUUACCUCCAAGCUGAUCCGCACGAACCCUGCCACUUCCCCCACCGAGACCCCCGCUGCGCAGAGACCCCCGCCUGAGGGCCUACCCGCCCCGGCUGCCACCCCUGUUCCUUCGCCGCCAGUCCCCAGCCGCUGGGAGACACAAGAGGACAAAGACGCAGAAGAUGACAGCGGAGCUGCUGACAGAUGGGAGGACGAGGACUGGGGCAGUUUGGAGCAGGAAGGUGAAUCAGCACUGGCUCAGCAGGACGACUGGAGCAGCCGGGCACAGGGCAGCGGGGCCGGGCAGACCAGCAAUCCGGAUCCCAAGACCCCGGAAUCGGACUGGAACAGCUGGGAAACCGAGGGCUCCUGGGGACAGGGCUGGCAGGAACAGCCAAGCCCGCGGGAGUCAGCCCCGGAGGGCACACGGCUGGCCAGCGAGUAUAACUGGGGUGGCUCAGAGCCCAGCAACAAGGGUGAUGACCCUUUUUCCAUGCUGUCUGCACGCAGGGAGACUGGCGGCCAGUCACGGAGAGACUCUUGGGGGGACGACAACUGGGAGGGCCUGGACACUGACAGCCGGCAGACCAAGGCGGAUCUGGCGCGCAAGAAGCGAGAGGAGCGUCGCAGAGAGAUGGAGGCCAAGCGGGCCGAGAGGAAGGCAGCCAAGGGCCCCAUGAAGCUGGGGACCCGGAAGCUGGACUGAGCCACUGGCCUGGGCGCCUCCCGGCCCUGUAUUUAUUGUACAAACUGUGAUAAUCAAGCCACAAUAAAUUCUAUUUCACAA